Rhopalosiphum maidis (corn leaf aphid) is the source of this 1962-nucleotide messenger RNA. RefSeq lists its product as uncharacterized. NCBI's taxonomy places the organism in Eukaryota, Metazoa, Arthropoda, Insecta, Hemiptera, Aphididae. Gene Ontology annotation, molecular function: snoRNA binding; protein binding. Gene Ontology annotation, biological process: maturation of SSU-rRNA from tricistronic rRNA transcript (SSU-rRNA, 5.8S rRNA, LSU-rRNA). The coding region runs from base 63 to 1856 and encodes 597 amino acids. The transcript is spliced from 10 exons. The record is from RefSeq and is a predicted model, not a curated record. Gene Ontology annotation, cellular component: Pwp2p-containing subcomplex of 90S preribosome; small-subunit processome.
UGUAACUCUGAGGUCUUGAAUAAAGUCUAAAACAAUAUAUUACAAGCAACAACACCGUCAUAAUGUCUAUAGUUCUAAAUGGUGUAUGUCCAGAAAUUUGUUUUUUAAAGACCCGCAAUCUCAUGAAUGACCAAAUGAUCACACAACUUCUCAAAAAACGAAAGUAUUUCGUCCAGCAAGCAGUCACCGAAGAAAUCACAAAAGAAGAGUGUAUGCAAUUAAUAAGACUCGAAUUGAGAGUGUUGGAGAUUUGCGAUAUUGAAAUCAACAAAAGUGCUAAUCUUAAUGCAAUGUUCGAACGUCAGAAUUUCAGAAUCCUUAGCGUUUUGUCCAAUCGAAUCGAUCACUUGUACUACAGCAUGUUUUUACUAUUUUCAUUCGAAUCUGAGUUAUUGGAAGAGUACAUGGAAUUUCAAUCAACACAUAAAUUGUUUAUAACCAACGAAAUACAUCCAUUGAUUGUACUUAUGUCAAAAAAAAAGUGUGAUUCGAAAUUGUACAUAUCUGCAGCAUUAUUCGAACACGAACACCGCAAUAUGCAGGCUGCAAGAAAUUAUUUUAACGAAGGCAUUAGAAUACAUAAAAAUUGCAAAAGACUGCGUCUAGAACAAUUCUUGAUAGAAAUACAAUUUUUGGUAGACAAAGAUCUGGAAUCAUCCCACAUGGUUAUACAAAAGUAUAAAGAAACAAUCGACCAUUUCCGCGACGACAUAGAACUACACAUAAUUUUACUAGAAAAGACCUUACAAGUUGAAUCCAUUAAUCAUCUUCAAUACAUUGUUAUGUUCGAUUUUAUCAAUAGAUACUCUCAAAAUUAUCUGAUGUGGCAUAAAGUUGCAUUAUUAUGUACAGAAGGAUACAUGCUUGAUGACAAAAUUCCGAGCACUAUAAAGUACACCACUAAUUGCGAACACAGAAUAAGGAGUUGUAUCAAAUGGUAUGAAGAAGGUUUAAAAAAAUUGUUAAACAUGGAAAAAAAAAGAAAUUUAAAUGAAUUAUUUACUGAAUAUUUAGUAAAACAAUGGAUAAGCAGUUCUGUUAACGACGAGGCAAUUAGAUGUUUAGUCAACAGAGCAAUGGAACAAGCGUUCCAAAAAGGGCAUUUUGAGCUUGGUGGUCUACACAAACCAGAUUAUUACGUUUAUUGGGCCGAACAUACCAAUCAAAGACGUCCUGAAAUUUUAAAAAUGGCGAUCGAUCGCAACAAAGACAACGUUGAUGUGUGGGUAGAAGUUUUAAAAUAUCAUAAUGAGAUCCUUGAUAAUUAUAAAUUAGUAAAAAUGGUUUUUGAUGACGGUGUUCGGGCAUUGGAAAACAAAUCAUUGUUCUUGUGGAAAACUAUGGAAUUAUAUUUGCAGAACACCAAUCUUUUUCUGCUCGAGCAGUUUUACGAAGAAGGCGCCGACAGCCCAUACAACGAGAUUAACACGGUAUACAGAGUCAAGUAUCUCGAAUGGUGCACUUUGUGCAAAGACAUAGACUUUAGUCGGGAAUUGUUCAGCAGAUUGACAACCAUAGAACCAGAGAACAAGAACUUGUACUUGACCAUGAUAAAUGGCGAGAAAUUGGCCCCUAUUAUAGACGUCAAUAUCAUAAGAAAUCUGUAUAGCCUCACGUGCUUGAAAUUUGGCCACCAAGAAAAUGACGUCCGUUUAUGGACCGAUUGGAUUCAGUUCGAGUUCACAUACGGUAAAAGUCCAGACGCCGAAGACACCUAUAAUGUGGCACUUAUGUUUGUCAAGCCAGAGUUGAUGAGUGUUUUGGAACACGAGUACGAUUUGAUGAAAGAAGCUUACAACAGUCGCACCGUUACUAUCGAUCCAGUUGUUGUUAAAAUUCCAGACCCCGAAGAGUAGUAAAUAGGUAUCUGAUAUAUUCUUAUUAGGUAUAUUUUCUUUUUUAUGUUUAGCACGUUAUUUAAUUAUAAGUGUAACGUGUUAUAUUGGUGAUGAUUGGUUGUGU